Tribolium castaneum (red flour beetle) is the source of this 920-nucleotide messenger RNA. Its product is annotated as protein YIPF5. Gene Ontology annotation, cellular component: trans-Golgi network. The record is from RefSeq and is a predicted model, not a curated record. The coding region runs from base 166 to 876 and encodes 236 amino acids. The transcript is spliced from 2 exons. NCBI's taxonomy places the organism in Eukaryota, Metazoa, Arthropoda, Insecta, Coleoptera, Tenebrionidae. Gene Ontology annotation, biological process: vesicle fusion with Golgi apparatus; endoplasmic reticulum to Golgi vesicle-mediated transport.
UUUAAUUAUAACUCGUCUCGAAUCAAAAUUAAAUAUCAAUUUAAAACUCCCGCGCUUGAUUUUGACUACGAUGGUGCAGGUGUAUUGUUAGUUGCAUAACUUGUUUUUGAGGUUAGCCACAAAAAAUUCGGUGUUUUUUAAUUUCUGGCCCAAAUUGGUGGCAAAAUGACCGAAGAAAUGUAUUUUUGGAGUCCACAGGACCAGAACUACGCCCCCAAUUACUACGAGACUGACUAUAACCAAAUUCCGGCACCGGGGCCAGACUUUCAGCCUUUCGACGAUUUUGGCGGUCAAAUCCCUGACGUGUCCAAAUUCUACGAUCCCCGAAACGUGGAUUUUGAGGAGGAACCGCCCCUUUUAGAAGAACUUGAAAUAUAUCCGGACCGUAUUGUGCAGAAAAUGUUGGCGGUUUUGAACCCUUUUCGCAGCCAUGGGUUGACGGACGAUGCCGAUUAUCUGAACAAAGAUCCAGACUUGGCCGGGCCAAUUUUUUUUUACUUGAUUCUAGCGGUUUGUUUGUUCUUGUCAGGAAAUAAGGCCCAUUUUGGGUAUAUUUACGGAAUUUCAGUAUUAUCGUGCUUGAUGAUGUAUAGUUUAUUGAGUUUAAUGACGGCACAGAGUGUCUUUAAUGUAACAACAGUGGCAAGUGUUUUGGGGUACAGUCUGAUCCCUAUCGUUGGUUUAUCAGUUUUUGGGGUGUUUUUUUCCUUGAAGGGGUUACUUGGGGGUGUUUUAGCCACUUUGUCGGUUAUGUGGUCCAGUAUUUCGGCUUCGAGACUCUUCGUUGCCAUUUCUGGCGAUAGGGAGCAGCAGCCCCUUUUUGCGUACCCUUGCGCACUAGUGUCUGCCGUAUACGUCCUUUUGGUGAUUUUUUAAGUCUGUAUUUAUUUAUUUUUUGAAUAAAUUGUGUUUUUUGCAAA